AUGUCCACAAAACCCAAACCCCCAAACCUCGAGUACCCGGAACUCUACGAGUUCCCCGCCUUCUUCACAAGAUAUCAUUCCCCCCCCCUUCCCACCGAGCGGAUUGCACCACGACUAACGCAGACAGGAUACACAGCCCAACGACACCACAUGGGCGCACCAACGCUCAAUCUGGGCUGCCUGGGUCCUGUCCUACUGCCGUGCGCAUAGGAUUUGGAAAUUACAACUCAGCGAUGCACUCGAGACCGAGCUGUUUUAUAACAGAAACCUCAACCGUAGGUCCUCCUUCCCGCCUCCCCCUUUGAUGGAGGAAAUGUGUGCUAAAGGGGUCCAUAGGCAGGUUCAAGCAGCGCGACGCAGCGGAGCUCCUGGAGUACAUGGUGGCGGAAGGCGAUGUGGAGUGGGAAGGUGUGGGGAAAGCUACGGCGAUAGUGUAUUGGAAGAAGUUGGAGGAGUGGGCUAACGUUAUCUAUGAAUGGGUAAUGGUGCCCGCGCGCCUUUGGCGGGGAUGGGAAGGUGCUAACAGGGGAUGGGUAGAUCGAUAACACUGGACAAAAAGGAAGCGUACUCACACUUUACGAGAUAUCUGAAGGGGAUCUCACUAGGAAUCAAGGCACCUACUCCUCCCCCCCCUUUUUUUCCCAUUUGCUCGCUCACUCCCUACGCGCACUAACAAUUCCGCACGCACAGAAUUCCACACAAUAGACCCAUACAUCCUCCGCAAAGCCCUCGACUUCCUCGUCAAGCGUGGCCUCGCACAGGUGUUUGGCGCGAACGAGGAGAUGGGGGUUAAGUUCUUUUAGGUGCCGUAUUUAACUGUACAGUACAUAUAUGCCGGUAUAGGGCACAAGAUAGUGUGAGCGCAAGUUUUUUUUUUUUUUCAUUUCAGUUUAGCUCGCAGUGUAUGAUAGAUGCACAAAAUAUCACCUCCAU
Messenger RNA from Tuber aestivum (summer truffle), 933 nucleotides. NCBI's taxonomy places the organism in Eukaryota, Fungi, Ascomycota, Pezizomycetes, Pezizales, Tuberaceae. The record is from the annotation of a GenBank genome assembly.